AGCAAAAGCAUAAAACAAAAGCAUUCAUAAGUUGGGGUUUUCUAUUUCAAGCCAUGAUUUAAUUAAAAAAAAUUAACACCGGCGUCCGGCGACAUCAAAUUCAACACCAACACGCACAGAAGCUUUUCGUAUCCCGACGAUUUCUGUCUCCUCUGCAACAAUGGCGGCAGCAGUCUCCAUCGCAGCAGAGUGGCAGCUGCUCUACAAUCGCUACUACCGGAAGCCUGAAAUCUACUCUAUGAAAUGGAAGCACAUUGAUCUCAAUCGCAACAAGGUAGCUUGCGCGCCUUUUGGUGGUCCGAUCGCCGUAAUCCGUGACGAUUCAAAAAUCGUCCAGCUAUAUGCCGAAUCAGCCCUUCGGAAGCUCCGAAUCUUCAAUUCCGCCGGCAGUCAGAUCGCUGAAACAGUCUGGCGAAACCCUGGAGGCCGAUUAAUUGGUAUGUCGUGGACCGAGGAUCAAACCCUAAUUUGCAUUGUUCAAGAUGGUACCGUUUAUAGGUAUAAUAUUCAUGCGGAGCUGAUUGAACCCAGCGUUUCGCUGGGGAAGGAGUGCUUUGAGCAGAGUGUGGUGGAUUGUGUUUUUUGGGGGAAUGGGGUUGUGUGUAUGAAUGAAGGGUUUAUGUUUUUUUGCGUGGCUGAUUUUUCGAGUUUAGGUUCGGAUAAGGGUGUGGUUAAGCUGGCUGAUCCAGGGCUCGAGGAUCCGCCCUUGUGUAUGGCGGUGAUCGAGCCAAAGUACACGAUGUCAGGGAAUGUUGAGGUGUUGCUUGCUGUCGGGGAUCAUGUUUUGUUGGUUGAUGAAGAUGGGGUGCAGCAGUUGGGUGUUGGUGUCGGCCCGCUUCAGAAGAUGGUGGUUUCGAGGGAUGGAAAAUAUUUGGCUUCGUUCACUCAUGAUGGGAGGCUCUUGGUUAUUACCACUGACUUUGCUAGCAUCAUUUUCGAGUAUAGUUGCGAGUCUGCUCUUCCUCCAGAGCAGCUGGCUUGGUGUGGACUAGACAGUGUAUUACUGUAUUGGGAUGAUGCUCUAGUGAUGGUGGGUCCUUAUGGAGAUCCAGUACGCUACUUUUAUGAUGAACCGAUAGUUUUGAUAUCAGAAUGUGAUGGUGUAAGGGUUCUAUCCAACACAAAUAUGGAAUUUCUCCAGCGAGUUCCUGAUUCCACGGUGUCUAUUUUCAAAAUAGGAAGCACAACCCCUGCAGCUUUGCUAUAUGAUGCUCUGGAUCAUUUUGAUAGGCGAAGUGCCAAGGCUGAUGAAAAUUUGAGAAUGAUAAGAUCAUCAUUGCCAGAGGCAAUUGAAGCAUGCAUUGAUGCUACCGGUUAUGAAUUUGAUGUUUCACGUCAACGUACGCUGCUGAGAGCUGCAAGUUAUGGUCAAGCAUUUUGUUGCAAUGUUCCUCGCGAUCGUUUUCAAGAAAUGUGUAAAACCUUGCGUGUAUUAAAUGCUGUGCGCAGCCCUGAGAUUGGAAUCCCUCUUAGUAUACAACAAUUCAAGGAACUAACAGCACCGGUUUUGAUUUCUCGCUUGAUUAAUGCCCACCAUCAUCUUCUGGCGCUGAAACUGUCUGAGUACCUCGGCUUAAACCAGGAGCUGGUUAUAAUGCAUUGGGCAUGUACAGUGAUAACAAGUUCAUUAGCAAUGCCUGAUUCAGCUCUCCUCAGUUUUUUACUGGACAAGUUGAAAUUAUGCAAAGGCAUAGACUAUGCAAGAGUAGCUGAGCAUGCAGAUAAAAGUGGUCGUAGAAAGUUGGCUGCUUCUCUUGUCGAGCAUGAGCCUUGUUCAUCUAAACAGGUUCCACUGCUUUUAUGCAUAGGAGAGGAAGACUCGGCUUUGACCAAAGCAACUGAAAGUGGGGAUACAGAUCUUGUUUAUUUUGUUCUGUUCCAUAUUUGGCACAAGAGACCAGCAUUGGAGUUCUUUGGAACAAUUCAAGCUAAACCUUUGGCGAGGGAUUUAUUUAUAGUGUACUCUAGGUGUUAUAAUCAUGAAUUUUUGAAGGACUUUUUUUUAUCAGCUGGACAACUGCAGGAAGUGGCAUUUCUUUUAUGGAAGGAGUCCUGGGAAUUAAGCAAGAAUCCAAUGGCUAGCAGGGGUUCACCACUUCAUGGGCCACGCAUAAAACUUGUUGAGAAGGCUCGUGAUCUUUUUGCUGAAACAAAGGAACAUAAUUUCGAAUCAAAAGCUGCUGAAGAGCAUGCAAAAUUGUUGAGAAUGCAACAUGAGCUUGAGGUAUCCACAAAGCAAGCAAUAUUUGUAGAUUCAAGCAUCAGUGACACCAUUAGGACAUGCAUUGUGCUUGGAAAUCAUCGAGCUGCUAUGAAGGUGAAGACUGAAUUCAAGGUUUCUGAGAAAAGAUGGUAUUGGCUUAAAGUUUUUGCAUUAGCUACAAUAAGAGAUUGGGAUGCCUUGGAGAAAUUCUCAAAGGAGAAAAAACCACCUAUCGGUUAUAAACCCUUUGUCGAGGCUUGUGUUGAUGCAGACGAAAAAGGUGAAGCUUUGAAAUACAUCCCGAAACUUGUUGAUCUUCGAGAAAGAGCAGAGGCUUAUGCUCAAAUAGGAAUGGCAAAAGAAGCUGCAGAUGCUGCUUCUCAGGCGAAAGAUAGCGAGCUGCUUGGUCGGUUGAGGUUGAGUUUCUCACAAAAUACGGCAGCUGCAUCUAUUUUUGACACUAUCCGUGAGAGGCUGGGUGUUUCUUAAGGGUCUUUCACUCUUUCUCCAUGUAUUCUAAGUGUAAAUUUCCUCCAUAUAUUAAGCUGGAAUUUUCCUUGUCCAUAUUGUAUAUUGUAAAAGCCGUUGAUCAUUUUUUGUAAAUAAAAUAUAAACACAAGGAAAUUUACAUGUAGGCUUUCUUUGAUUCAGGUUUGGUUUGUUAAAUUCAAAACUAGUUUUGGUAAUCAUUCUGUAGUCCUUAUGAACUCCAAAAUGAACAAAAGGGAGAAAUUUGUUUUUGUUUCUUUUCGACAGAUGUGAUAAAAACAGAAUUGAGGUCAA
Molecule: messenger RNA, 2986 nt
Organism: Spinacia oleracea (spinach)
Lineage: Eukaryota; Viridiplantae; Streptophyta; Magnoliopsida; Caryophyllales; Amaranthaceae
Product: protein VACUOLELESS1
Exons: 15
Coding region: 161-2692 (843 amino acids)
Biological process (GO): endosomal transport; intracellular protein transport; vacuole fusion, non-autophagic
Cellular component (GO): lysosomal membrane; endosome; cytoplasm
Molecular function (GO): actin binding
Source: RefSeq, a predicted model, not a curated record